Molecule: messenger RNA, 4452 nt
Organism: Labrus bergylta (ballan wrasse)
Lineage: Eukaryota; Metazoa; Chordata; Actinopteri; Labriformes; Labridae
Gene: slc5a9
Product: solute carrier family 5 member 9
Biological process (GO): transmembrane transport
Cellular component (GO): plasma membrane
Molecular function (GO): D-glucose:sodium symporter activity
Source: RefSeq, a predicted model, not a curated record
UAAUAAGCAGAGGAUCAUAGUCACUGGUGCUCAUGCAGGUGAAAGUCAGAUGACUUAGUGUCUUUGAGAAUUCAACAAGAUCUAGAAGAUUGGAAUCAACAUGUCUACGAGUUUCCCCACAGGCUACAGCUCCCCGGGGUCCACCACAGCGACACCCUCCAACACUAAUUUCAGACUGGAUGUUGCUGACAUUGCUGUGAUUGUGGUCUACUUCAUCCUUGUCAUGGUGGUUGGAAUCUGGUCAUCAGUACGAGCCAAUCGCAGUACAGUGGGUGGUUACUUCUUAGCUGGCCGUUCAAUGACUUGGUGGCCUAUUGGAGCCUCGUUGAUGUCUAGUAAUGUUGGCAGUGGAUUAUUUAUUGGUCUAGCAGGAACAGGAGCAGCUGGAGGCAUCGCUGUCGGGGGAUUUGAAUGGAAUGCAGCUUGGGUUCUUGUGGCUCUUGGCUGGAUCUUUAUCCCCGUCUACAUCUCUGCUGGCGUGGUUACCAUGCCUGAAUACCUUGCCAAACGCUUUGGAGGCACGAGGAUACGUAUCUACAUGUCGGUUUUGUCACUCAUCCUCUACAUCUUCACAAAAAUAUCUACAGAUAUCUUUUCAGGGGCGUUGUUCAUCCAGGUCUCUUUGGGCUGGGAUCUCUAUCUAUCAACUGCCAUACUGCUGCUCGUCACUGCUGCCUACACUGUGGCAGGUGGUUUGGCAGCCGUGAUCUACACUGAUGCACUUCAGACUGUGGUCAUGGUGGGGGGGGCCUUUGCAUUAAUGUUCAUAGCUUUCUCCAGGGUUGACUGGUAUGAAGGCCUUGUUGACCGUUAUAUGUCAGCUGUUCCCUCAGUGAUAGUUGCUAACACCACCUGCCACCAACCUCGUAGUGAUGCGUUCCGCUUGUUCAGAGACCCCAUUUCAGGUGAUUUACCAUGGCCAGGUCUGGUUUUUGGGCUAACUGUACUGGCUACCUGGGUCUGGUGCACAGAUCAGGUUAUAGUCCAGCGGUCUCUGUCAGCCAGGUCUUUGUCUCAUGCAAAAGCAGGCAGUGUAUUGGGUGGUUACCUGAAAUUGCUGCCCAUGUUCUUUGUCGUCAUGCCGGGAAUGAUCAGCAGAGCACUGUUUCCAGAUGAGGUAGGUUGUGUGGAUCCAGAAGUGUGUCUGAAUGUUUGUGGUGCUUCAGUUGGUUGCUCCAACAUUGCCUACCCUAAACUCGUGGUGGAGCUAAUGCCUGUGGGUCUUCGUGGUUUGAUGCUAGCAGUAAUGUUAGCAGCUCUGAUGUCUUCACUGACUUCAAUCUUUAACAGCAGCUCAACUCUGUUUACACUGGAUCUAUACCAUAAAGCCAGGCCCAAUGCUUCAGAGAGAGAACUCAUGAUUGUUGGAAGGGUAUUCAUCCUGGUUUUGGUGUGUGUUAGUCUGUUGUGGAUUCCAGUCAUCCAAACAGCAAAUAGUGGACAGCUCUUUGAUUACAUCCAAUCAGUGACCAGUUUUCUAGCUCCGCCGAUUACAGCAGUAUUCCUAAUGGCUAUCUUCUGGCCACGUGCAAACGAGCAGGGUGCAUUCUGGGGCCUGAUGACCGGACUAGUGGUGGGAUUAAUUCGUAUGGUUCUGGAGUUCUCUUACGAAAGUCCCUCCUGUGGACAGAGGGAUCAUCGUCCUGCCAUCCUGGCUGAUGUCCACUACCUGUACUUUGCGCUCAUCCUGUUAGCUGUCACAUGCCUUACCAUUGUUGCUGUCAGCUUGGCUACUGCCCCAAUACCUGAAGAGCAUCUUUACAGGCUGACUUGGUGGUCCAGAUACAACCAGGAACCACGUAUUGACCUCACAGCUCAGGUCCCAAUAACCUCCGAUGCUACGAACUCUGACUCUAACCAUUUGCCAAAUGAGUCAUGGUGGAAGAGAGCAGCACUGUGGAUCUGUUGUCUGACCAAAAGAGGCUCUGGCUCUGUAUCUGUAGAGACUGAAAACAGUGAACUGAACUCCCUACAGGAGGAGCCCCUGUGGCGUAGUGUCUGCAAUGUUAAUGCUUUAUUACUACUGGCAGUUAAUGUGUUCCUCUGGGGAUACUGGGCUUAAUCUUCUAAAACUUUCAUUUGUAUGAGUAAGGUUAAACUUGUGUCCUGGGCUGGUAUUAGCAGCCAUUAGUGAUACUACUGAGCUGCUUUUUCUGUUCUGUAUCAUCAAUCAAUCUUUAUUUGUAGAGCGUCAAUUCAAAUCAAACAUUAGCUCAAGCCUCUUCACAAAGAGCAGGUAUAGACCGUACUCAGUGCUAUGUUACAAAGACCCAACGGUAUUCCAUUAUCAGCACUUUGAAACAUUUAGCAAAAGUUACAGUGGCAUUAAAAAACGUCUUUUUACAAGAGAGAAAUCAUGGGCAAAUCCAGGCUCAUGAUGAACAGCCAUCUACCGAAACAAGGCUCAAAGGACAACAUAAAACAUAAAAGCACAUGUAUGGGUCUGGUAGAAACUUAAAAACAACACAUAGAAGAUAUUUAAAAGGUAAUACAAAACCAACUAGAUAUCAGACAUCACCUAAAAAUUUAUUUAUUUGCAAAAAACAUGCAAAUAAAUAAAUAAAUAAUACAAAAUCAGCAAAAUAAUAAUUCCUAAUUUCUUUAGUAUUUGUACAAUUUGAAUGUCAAAAUGAGUUAAAAUCUGCAGUUAGAGAAAAAGUGAUCAUCUAACAUAUUGUCUUUGAAGCUUUAAAUUUUGUAACCUUUGCUCAACUGAUAAAGAGUAUUAGUUAUUUUCAGGUUAUGUUAUGUUUCCAACUUGAACAUUUAUUGUAUUAUGUCAUUAUGCACAUUGAUUAAUUUAUUGAAAUUAUUCACUCAAUAGAUUUAUUUGUUUAGCGUUAUUAUCUCAAGACCCUUUAUAAAAAGCAGGUAAAAGACCUUACUCUUUCUUUUCUUAGAAAAUAAAAAGGGGAUAGGAGUAUAAAAGCAGGAAGAAGGAUAAGGACUAACAGAGGGAAGGGUAUAGCAGCAGGUGGUCCCCGCCAACAAUCACAAGGAACCAACAAGACAUGAGAGCUCAGGAGCUCCCAGGAAAAAAUCAGGUUCACACAAAACUCAACUAUGACUUUAUUUUAAAUGUGUUUGUUUGUGAUCCUAAAAGUAUUCUUUUUUACUAUUAAAAUGUGUUGCUUCGCUAUAAUGUAAGAAGAAUAUAUAGUACAGAAACAGUAUAUCUUCUGGUCACAAUCUGCCAAACCAGAGUUCAUGAUUUGUAUAUGCGGAAUAGUUGUAGAAUCUGUUAGUUUAAUAACAUCGACGUGGCCAAACAGACGGGAUCUGUUGUGUAAUGAGGCCACAGAUUGCUAUAAUCAUGUAAAACAGGAGAAAUAAACGUAUCUUGCAGGACUUUAUUGAAUAAACACGUUAUGACUGUGAGUCAUAUGUGUAGUGUGUUUGUUGUUAUUAGAUCUGCCACCUUUCUCGUUUGUGCGUCUGUCUGUCUUUGUGCUGGACGGAAGCUGGUGUUGUGUGCUGUAGGGCGCCAGUUUUAAAGGGCGCUGCAGAAGCUGGAACAUUGGCCCGCCUUCUCCCUCACCUCCAAAGAGAGAUCUGGAUUUCGUUGUGCAGUCCUGGUUAGGUUGUAGGGGAGCGUAGCUGUUUUAUUUGGAUUCAAAUUGUCUGCUGUUAGGGAGUAAGGCAAGAUGUCUGCAUUUUCUUUUCUUUAUUUUAGAGGUAAGGUAGUUUCUGUUUUUGACUAAGAUGUUGUGUUGUAUUAUUUUUGCUUGUGCUCUCCCUAAAGUUUGAUUACUUUUGUGUUUAGUGUUAAUAAAUAACAUUGUGAACUUAAAAUGUGUUCGAUGGUGGCUCAAUCAUUGGGUGUGAGAAAGGAGAGGGUCACUUUUAUGCUACGGCUGGUUUUCCCCUUGGCUUGUCGUAACACACACAUGUCAAAAAGCUUUCAUUUUUUCUGCAGGGAUUUUUUUCUUCUUUAAUUUAUUUUGGUUUCUUUGAAUACUUUCACAAUAAUGUAACAUAUUCCAUAAAAAAAAUUAAAUACAAAAUACUACAGAUCCAUGCAGGGUGGAAAAAUCCUGGACUAAAAAUCUUGAGUCACUCAUGCUGAUAUCCCAUCACACCUUUUAAUGAAAUUAAGGUCACAAUUUCAAAGCACUGCACUGAAAAGACUCUGCCUGGGUACAAGUGUGUCAAACAGGAAGUAUAGACCAGCAGCCGUUGCAAUGAGAGGGGGCUCGCUGACUGGUUGGUCAGAGUCGACAAAGGGUCAAUUACAAUUGAGAUUGUGUUAAAUACCUAACUAGCUAUCCUGCUUAUGCAAAUAUCCGUAAGCAUAUGUUUACCUGCUGUGGGGCAGGAGACAUUUCCAUUGUAACAGCUCGCUCCACCAAUCAGAGAACUGUGACACUAUAGUCUUGGGUAGUGUAUGUUAUUUGAGCUCUAAUAAUAGAUGUUUUUCUUAAAUGAGUUCCAUAUUAAACAAACUUGCAUCUU